Messenger RNA from Coregonus sp. 'balchen', 5683 nucleotides. Lineage: Eukaryota; Metazoa; Chordata; Actinopteri; Salmoniformes; Salmonidae. The record is from the annotation of a GenBank genome assembly.
AGGUGGCGGCAAUACACCAAUAGGCCGUAGUCUGCCAUUACACCUUAAAGAAGAAGCAGAGGCACACUCGUGAUAAUUAUGAAUGUUUGUUCGUGUAUCUAUUAUCGUUUUAUAGACAGAUGAGCGAGCCUGCCGACAAAUAUGGUUCCUAUAAAGCGCAGGAAAGUGAACUGCUUUGUUACAAGCGACAGCAGCGGUGACAGGACCAGCAAGUUUCCCGGGGUUAUCAUCUUCCUCCUGGAGAGAAAGAUGGGAGCCAGUCGGAGAGCCUUCCUCACUCGGCUCGGCCGGGGGAAAGGUUUCAACAUAGAAGACUCCUUCAGGUAGUGUGAACAACAAUCUUCUGGGGUGAAAAUAAUGUAGGCUAAUAACUUCACCUUGUCUCCAGUACUGUCCCUGCUGAUCUAAGAUAGCUAGACUAGAAAGAUUGAGUAGGUCUCAAUUGAGACUUAAGUUCCUAUAAAUCAGUGGUCUUGAAUGAAAGGGAACAAGGGUGCUUAGGGACACUUUAGGGAUGUUUGCCAAUGUAAAUCAAUUCUUGGUAACCUCUUUUUCCCUAGCUGUUCCAUCACUCAUAUAGUGUCCGAGAAUAAUUCUGGGGAGGAGGUCCGGACAUGGCUGGACUCCCACACUGGAGGACAGUGGAGAGAAGGAGGAGAAUGUAGGACAGCCCGACCUGGUUCUGUCCAUCUCCUGGACAUGGUGUGGUACACAGCGAGCAUGCAGGCUGGCAGCCCCGUGAUUAUACUGGACAGACACCGACUACAGGUGCGAUAUAGCCAGGCCACCUACAUACUACCAGUGCCUGCACUUUGACUGAUGUCAUCUUCCUCGCAUAGUGGAGAAUGAAAUGGGUUGUGUUCAUUGCAACAAAAAGCGAAAAUUAGCAUUUUUGUGUUUGGCAAGUCCAGUUUUCUUCCGCCCUGUAAAACAACGCAUUUCACUGCACCAGUCCAGUCUGUGACAAUUUUAAAAAAUAAAAUAAUUGGGGGGGUGCCUAACCUUGUUCCACAGGAGAGAGAGAAGCCCGGUUUGGAGCUGGCAGUGGUCUCAGUACCCAGCUACGCCUGUCAGAGACACACCCCUCUACUGCACCACAACACAACACUGACCGUGAGUCCCCUCCUUCCCACAAUCCACUCUUUACUUACGAGGUGUUGAUGUUCUGAAUGACGUCUAUGGCAACUUUGUUCCAUCCCAAACACUAACUUGUUGUCAAAAGCAUAUUGUCUUUAGUGAACGAGCUGUCUAUAUACCCCUCUCCCCUCCUACCCUCCCUUCUCUCUCGCUCUCUCGCUGUCAUUUUCUGUCUGUCUCUCUCUCAUUUUCUGUCUCUCUCUUUUUCCCUCCCCCUGUAGGAUGCGUUGUCCAUACUGGCUGAGAAUGCAGAGCUCAGUGAAAACGAGGGACGGGGAGUGGCGUUCCGUAGGGCGGCAGCCUUGUUGAAGUCCCUCCCCCAGGAGGUCAGAGGGGCGGAGCAACUACGAGGACUGCCCUGUCUGGGGGAGCACUCACUCAGAGUCAUCAAGGUCUGGAUACAGACAUAUCUCUCUAUUUUCACUUCUCUAUGUUUCUCACCACUCGCUCUUUCUGUCUGUCUGUGUGUAUUUCUCUCUCUCUCUGGUCUCAUAUCAGAACCUCUCAAUACCUCCUCCUCCCUCUGUUUAUCUUUAGGAGGUUCUGGAGGAUGGUGUAUCUCAUGAAGUGGAGACCACCACGCAUUCAGAACAGUUUAAGGCCAUGAAGGUGAGUUAGGGCGCGCUGAGACCUCCAUCUCUGGUUAUGGUCCUUGAAUCUCUGUCCUUUGUUUCCACUUAUUGGAGAGACGUGUGUGUUUUUCAGGCCUUAACAGGUAUUUUCGGGGUGGGGGCGAAGACAGCGGACCGUUGGUUCAGGGAGGGAAUACACACCCCCUCCGACCUGCAAAGAUCAGGACACACACUCAACAGAGCGCAACAAGCAGGUGUGUGUGUGUGUGUGCACAUGUCAAGUGCCUCUCUGAGCAUUGGUAGUAAGCCCAAAGUGCCCUCUGCACAAUAGUUUUCUACAGUCAGUACAAAGGUCACUCAAUCCUCUUUUCUCUUCAUCUUUCUCUCUCCUUCUCAGGUCUGCAGUAUUAUGAUGAACUGAACCUACCUGUCACGAAAGCAGAGGCUGUUGCCAUUGGUCAGAUUGUGGAGAGGGCGGUCCAUGCUGUGCUCCCGGGGGCAGAGAUCACUCUGAUUGGAGGAUUCAGGAGGUACGCUGAGCAGUUUUCACUGUCUCCUUUUCUCUUGCUCUUCCUUCCCCUCUAUUUCUCUCCUCCGUUGAUCUCUUUCCUCUUUCUCUCUCUUUCUCUAGAGUAGGGAUGUGAACGUUUAAAUGAAAUUCGGAUCCUUUCCCCCCACAAAAUUAAAAUCACAUUGCAGCUGGCUCUCCUGUUCUUUCUCUUCACUAAUGAUGCCAGUGUAUUCUGUCUUCAAUCUGUUGCUAGUAGAAUAUCCUAGCAUAUUCAUUGAUGAUAGGCCCUGCUUUACUGAUGUUGCGAGACAUUGCAAGCUAAGAAAUUGCGAGAUUCAGCUUUUUAUUGCGGAUAGAUAGGCCUACUGCACGGUUCUGACUCCAUCUGCCUCGUGGCCGACCUGCCUGUACUGAGCCCCUCCCUCUCUCUCCGUCCCUCGCUAGCUCACUAUGACAGAUGCAAGUGUUUGUGUUCUCAGAAGUACGGCAACUUACCAGUCUCCUCCGUUUCCAUUAAAUACUGAAUCUUAGGAGUCGAUACCUAGCGGAAUAUGUUUUCUUUCUGCUAAAUGUCUUGGUAAGUCACAGUAUUUAAAACAAAUGUAUGCCCUUUUUUUAGGAGAGAGAGGUCUGUGCGCAGGCCACUCAAGAUAAUUUUAUUGACAGUUAUGGUCGUAUAGGGAUGGACGUUAGUCCUACUUCAUAAGUGGCAUUUCUUUACAGACAAGUAAAAUGCCCGUUCAAUGGUGCUUCGAAAUGAUCCCCAGAGAAGGUUUCGUUUCAUCAUUUAAAAAGCCGUAGUGUACCCUUACAGACAAACAAACAUGCUGUAGCCGAGGCGCUAUUCAAGGGUAGGGUAUAUGACUGUGGUAGAUAUAACUGGCCCUAACGGUCAUACAUUAUUCUGCAUUGUGAAUUGACGUGUAAUUGUACGAUUUUUUUUUUCUUGCUGUUUUUAAACGUAAAGCAAAAUUGUUAAUUUGUCACAUCCCUACUGUAGAGGUAAGCAGACGGGUCAUGAUGUGGACUUCCUGAUAACCCACCCAGAUGAGGGCAGAGAGGAGGGGCUCAUGCCUAAGGUGGUGUCCUGGCUGGAAGCACAGGUGACACACAGCAUUUUUUUCUGUUUUCUAUCCUUCAGUAGUGAUUGUUUGUCAACGAACAACUUUACACUAUCUAUUACAAUUCCCAGAAAGCCUUUCCCCAUUUCCUUCUAUCAACUAAAUAUGGAAUGUAUGCUCAGCUGUUUACUGUACAAAACACCAUCAGGCCUGGUCAGUUCAGCAAGCCAUCCUGAGUAAGGAUAUUUCUGUACCCCCAGGGGUGUAACACUCUAUUCUGUCCCCAGGGCUUCCUGUUGUACCAGAAGACCACUGGGAACUCUUAUCUGGAGAGCAAAGAGGGUCCUGCGCGGCCGGCCUCUAACAUGGAUCGCUUUGAAAGAUGCUUCUCCAUCUUUAGACUGAGCACAGACAACGAAGGGACUGAGAUCCAGACUGGGACUGAGAUCCAGACGGGGACUGAGAUCCAGACGGGGACUGAGAUCCAGACGGGGACUGAGAUCCAGACGGGGAAUGGUCCACAGACAUACUCACCGACACUGACCAAUACAGAUCCACACACCCACUCAGAGACUCACCCACACACACAUACAGACUCACACCCACCUCCCCAGACCCUUGUGGUGGUGGGUGACCAUGCCCAGAAGGUGAGCUGGGUGCUGGGUCAUUCUCAGUGCUCAGGUCCCCGAUCCUGGAGGGCAGUGAGAGUAGACCUGGUGGUCUCUCCAUACAGCCAGUUUGCCUUCGCAUUGCUGGGCUGGACUGGAUCGAAGGUACGGCCUAAACCUAACCCCCGACCUCUAACUUCUGAUCCUGAUAUAAGGCUUCCAGAUGCACCUCACCACCCAUCAGCCUUCCAUGUGAAUCUUCAGCCUUUUCUCAUUUGGAAAAAAGUCCGUCCUCUGUCUUCUCUCCUCCGGAAACCGAUAAGUGGUCAAGGAGAGUAUACAUUUUUUAGUAGGCGCACGGAAGAGUGUCCUCCCCUCCUUGAUAGCCACCUUUCAUCGAGGAUAGUCAUGUGUAUCCUACCUUAGUCCUUCGCAGAAGAGUUUUGAUAUCUUUCACACCCCCUUUGAAGUAGUUGUUUUCUCAAAGGAGAAAAGCGCGCAAACAUUUAAUAACGAUAUGCUACUUAUCAAUGAAAUGUGUUGCACAACUAGCUAAAUUUGUUUGAUCACUUUACACAUUUAUUUUGGGAUUCAACCCCUGUAAAUGUAAUUUGCCUGAUGACGUGCGAGCGGAGCACAGUUUUCAACCACGUUCCUUCUCGCUGCCUCUCCUCGAUUAAUUUUUUGACCUGUUUAAAAGGGAGGCGAGAGAGGACACAGGAGUUGAGCAUAUCCAAUUGAGAAAAAGCCUUAGUCUAAAAGAGUCUAAAAUGGCCUUCACCAAUCAUCUGUCUGUACUGACCUAAUGAAAUGAAAUGAGUGACUGUGUGGGGGGAGGGGGUCUAUAGGGUGAUUUUGGUUUUGCUUUGUCCCAGUACCUUUACCCUACCUUCUGUUUCUCCCUCCUUUAUUCACUCUCUCUCUUUCGCUCUCUCUCUCUCUCUCUGCGCAGUUGUUUGAGAGAGAACUGCGUCGCUGGGCAGUACAUGAGAAGGCCAUGACUCUGAGCAGCCAUGCUCUGUACGACAGAAAACGGGUACACACACCCUCUCAUACACACACACACACACACAUUUUAAAUACUUUAUUAGAAUCCACAAAUCACAUCACAGUCAAGAAGGAUUCAAACAUUUCAAAGGUCACAGAUACUUGGACACUAAUAGAUACACACAGACACACACACACACACUCUCAAAAGUCAUACACAUGCACACACUGCUCACUUAGCAGGUAAGCAUGCGGUACUCCGAAGGGCUGGCACCUGCACAAAGACAUGAUGCUGACGAUCAGCUACAGUGAUCUGAGGGUUAAACUGUGGUCUUAUCUGUUUCCUACCUCUAUCUCUCUCUUAUUCUCUCCCUCUUUUUGUCUCUCUCUUUCUCUCUGUUAUCUCUCUCUCUCUCUCUCUGUUUGUUAUAUCUCUCUCUCUCUGUCUCUCUCUCUCUCUGUUUGUGUUCUCUGUCUCGCUCUCUCUGUGUUAUCUCUCUCUCUGUUUGUGUUAUCUGUCUCUCUCUCUCUGUGUUCUCUCUCUUUCUGUCUGAUCAGACGCAGUAUCUAAGGGCUAGUUCAGAGGAGGAGAUCUUUACUCAUCUGGGUCUGGAAUACAUCCCUCCCUGUGACCGGAACGCCUGAUGACAACAUACUGGACUGAUAACGCAUACAGAUACAGUCUAAGAGCUAAGCUAAGCAAACCCAAGCUAACCUGACUUAACUUAAACCUAAACAUAAGCCAAAUCAAACUAGGCCUAAUCCUGAGCACAACACACAGGCCAGAUACAGCCCAGGGUAGACUAG